This is a messenger RNA of Sorex fumeus (smoky shrew), 5796 nucleotides long. It is a transcript of the gene VIRMA, whose product is annotated as vir like m6A methyltransferase associated. Gene Ontology annotation, cellular component: RNA N6-methyladenosine methyltransferase complex. The transcript is spliced from 24 exons. The record is from RefSeq and is a predicted model, not a curated record. The coding region runs from base 72 to 5510 and encodes 1812 amino acids. NCBI's taxonomy places the organism in Eukaryota, Metazoa, Chordata, Mammalia, Eulipotyphla, Soricidae. Gene Ontology annotation, molecular function: RNA binding.
CGCCGGCCGGGACGGCUGCCCCGGAAGUCGUCGUCGGGCUCCCCUCCCGCCCCCCGCCGCCAGCGGCGAACAUGGCGGUGGACUCGGCGAUGGAGCUGCUAUUUUUAGACACUUUUAAACACCCGACCGCUGAGCAAAGUUCGCACAUCGAUGUGGUUCGUUUUCCAUGUGUGGUUUAUAUCAAUGAAGUCCGCGUGAUACCUCCAGGAGUGAAGGCGCACAGCAACCUGCCCGACAACAGAGCCUAUGGGGAGACAUCUCCGCACACAUUUCAGUUGGACUUAUUCUUUAACAAUGUCAGCAAACCAAGUGCCCCAGUUUUCGAUAGGUUGGGAAGCUUGGAAUAUGAUGAGAACACUUCCAUCAUCUUUCGACCCAACUCAAAGGUGAAUACCGAUGGUUUGGUCCUAAGAGGCUGGUAUAACUGUCUGACGCUGGCAAUAUAUGGAUCGGUGGAUCGAGUGAUCAGUCAUGACAGAGACUCUCCGCCCCCACCUCCUCCGCCUCCUCCACCUCCGCAGCCGCAGACAAGUUUGAAAAGGAAUCCAAAACAUGCUGAUGGAGAAAAGGAAGAUCAGUUUAAUGGGAGCCCUCCAAGGCCUCAGCCCAGGGGACCACGAACUCCUCCGGGCCCCCCUCCGCCUGAUGAUGAUGAGGAUGAUCCAGUGCCCUUGCCAGUGUCUGGUGACAAGGAAGAGGAUGCUCCUCAUAGAGAAGAUUACUUUGAGCCCAUCUCUCCCGAUCGGAAUUCUGUUCCUCAGGAAGGUCAGUAUUCCGAUGAAGGGGAGGUAGAAGAGGAGCAGCAGGAGGAAGGGGAAGAUGAUGAAGAUGAUGUGGAUGUAGAGGAAGAGGAGGAUGAGGACGAGGAUGACCGACAUACAGUAGACAGUAUCCCUGAGGAGGAGGAAGAUGAUGAAGAGGAAGAAGGCGAAGAGGAUGAAGAAGGUGAAGGGGAUGAUGGUUAUGAACAGAUUUCCAGUGAUGAAGAUGGAAUUGCAGACUUGGAACGCGAAACCUUUAAGUAUCCGAACUUUGACGUCGAAUACACCGCUGAAGACUUGGCUUCAGUCCCUCCGAUGACGUAUGACCCGUAUGACAGGGAACUCGUACCACUCCUAUACUUCAGCUGUCCAUAUAAGACUACUUUCGAAAUUGAACUGAGUAGAAUGAAGGAUCAAGGUCCAGAUAAAGAAAAUUCUGGGGCAGUAGAAGCCUCAGUGAAGUUAACGGAACUGUUGGAUUUGUAUCAAGAAGAUAGAGGUGCAAAAUGGGUGACUGCUUUAGAAGAAAUCCCAAGUUUGAUAAUAAAGGGACUAAGUUAUUUGCAGCUGAAGAAUACAAAGCAAGACUCCCUCUGCCAGUUGGUAGACUGGACCAUGCAAGCGUUGAAUUUACAAGUAGCCCUUCGCCAGCCCAUUGCCUUAAAUGUCCGGCAGCUCAAAGCUGGGACCAAACUAGUGUCCUCGCUAGCGGAAUGUGGGGCGCAGGGUGUCGUGGAACUGCUUCAAGCAGGAGUGAUCAAUGGGUUAUUCGAGCUCCUGUUUGCUGAUCAUGUCUCCUCUUCCCUUAAAUUAAAUGCUUUUAAAGCUUUGGACAGCGUCAUCAGUAUGACGGAAGGAAUGGAAGCGUUUUUAAGAGGUAGGCCGGGUGAAAAAAGUGGCUACCAGAAGCUCCUGGAGCUCAUCCUUCUAGAUCAGACUGUGAGGGUUGUCACUGCUGGCUCAGCCAUCCUGCAGAAGUGCCAUUUCUAUGAAAUCUUGUCCGAGAUUAAAAGACUGGGCGACCACUUGGCAGAGAAGACGUCUUCUGUUCCGAACCACACUGACCCGGAGCACGACACGGACGCCGGACUGGAGAGAACCAACCCGGAGUAUGAAAACGAGGUCGAGACGUCCAUGGACAUGGAUCUGAUGGAAUCCUCCAACAUAAGUGAAGGGGAAAUAGAAAAGCUUAUCAACCUCCUAGAGGAGGUCUUCCAUUUGAUGGAAACCGCCCCUCACACAAUGGUCCAGCCUCCUGUCAAGUCAUUCCCCACCAUGGCACGUAUUACGGGACCUCCAGAGCGGGACGACCCGUAUCCUGUUCUCUUUCGGUAUCUUCACAGCCAUCACUUCUUGGAGUUGGUCACCUUGCUUCUCUCGAUCCCAGUCACAAGUGCCCACCCGGGUGUGCUGCAGGCCACGAAAGACGUUUUAAAGUUCCUUGCGCAGUCACAGAAGGGUCUUCUUUUUUUCAUGUCAGAAUACGAAGCCACAAAUUUGUUGAUUCGCGCCCUCUGUCACCUUUAUGAUCAAGAUGAAGAGGAAGGCCUUCAGUCCGAUGGCGUCAUCGACGACGCCUUUGCCUUGUGGCUCCAGGACUCCACGCAGACGCUGCAGUGCAUCACAGAACUGUUCAGUCACUUCCAGCGCUGUACAGCCAGGGAGGAGACAGACCACUCGGAUCUCUUGGGAACCCUUCACAAUCUGUAUUUGAUUACUUUCAAUCCCGUGGGGAGAUCGGCAGUCGGCCAUGUUUUCAGUCUUGAGAAAAAUCUCCAGAGCCUUAUUACUUUAAUGGAGUACUAUUCCAAAGAAGCCUUAGGUGAUUCCAAGUCUAAGAAGUCAGUAGCAUAUAAUUACGCAUGCAUCCUUAUUCUGGUGGUGGUUCAGUCUUCCAGCGACGUGCAAAUGCUGGAGCAGCACGCGGCUUCUCUCUUGAAGCUUUGUAAAGCAGAUGAAAAUAAUGCCAAGUUGCAAGAGCUUGGCAAGUGGCUUGAACCUCUGAGAAACCUUAGAUUUGAAAUUAACUGCAUCCCAAACCUUAUUGAAUAUGUUAAACAGAAUAUUGACAACUUGAUGACCCCGGAGGGAGUUGGCCUCACCACUGCUUUGCGUGUUCUUUGUAACGUGGCAUGCCCACCGCCGCCAGUUGAAGGUCAACAGAAAGAUCUGAAAUGGAACCUUGCUGUUAUUCAGCUCUUUUCAGCUGAAGGAAUGGACACCUUCAUUCGGGUUCUGCAGAAACUGAACACAAUUCUGACUCAGCCUUGGAGGCUCCAUGUCAACAUGGGGACAACCCUUCACAGAGUGACUACCAUUUCCAUGGCCCGCUGCACGCUCACGCUGCUUAAGACCAUGUUAACGGAGCUCUUGCGAGGCGGAUCCUUUGAGUUCAAGGACAUGCGCGUUCCUUCUGCACUUGUGACUUUACACAUGCUCCUGUGCUCUAUCCCCCUCUCAGGUCGUUUGGACAGUGACGAGCAGAAAAUUCAGAAUGAUAUCAUUGACAUUUUGCUGACUUUCACACAGGGAGUCAAUGAAAAACUCACCAUCUCCGAGGAGACUCUGGCCAAUAAUACUUGGUCUUUAAUGUUAAAAGAAGUUCUUUCUUCAAUCCUGAAGGUUCCUGAAGGAUUUUUUUCUGGACUCAUACUCCUUUCAGAGCUGCUGCCUCUCCCGUUGCCCAUGCAAACAACUCAGGUGAUUGAGCCGCAAGAUAUCUCCGUAGCACUCAACACCCGGAAGCUGUGGAGCAUGCAUCUUCACGUGCAAGCCAAGUCGCUCCAGGAAAUUGUCCGCUCCUUCUCUGGCACCACCUGCCAGCCCAUUCAGCACAUGCUGCGGCGAAUCUGUGUCCAGUUAUGCGACCUGGCCUCACCCACCGCGCUUCUGAUCAUGAGAACGGUGUUGGAUUUGAUUGUAGAAGACUUGCAAAGCACUUCAGAAGAUAAAGACAAACAGUAUACCAGCCAGACCACCAGGUUGCUUGCUCUUCUCGAUGCUCUGACUUCACACAAAGCUUGUAAAUUGGCUAUUUUGCAUCUAAUUAAUGGGACUAUUAAAGGUGACGAGAGAUACGGAGAAAUAUUCCAGGAUCUGUUAACGUUGGUGCGGUCUCCUGGGGACAGCGUCACUCGCCAGCAGUGUGUGGAAUACAUCACCUCCAUUUUGCAGUCGCUCUGUGACCAGGACAUCGCACUUAUUUUGCCCAACUCUUCGGAAGGCUCGAUCUCUGACUUGGAGCAGCUCUCCAACUCCCUCCCUAACAAAGAGCUGAUGGCCUCCAUCUGCGACUGCCUGCUGGCCAUGCUGGCUAACUCUGACAGCAGCUAUAACUGUUUGCUGACAUGUGUCAGGACUAUGAUGUUUCUGGCAGAGCAUGAUUAUGGAUUAUUUCACUUAAAAAGUUCUCUAAGGAAAAAUACAAAUGCUUUGCAUAGUUUACUGAAACGAGUGAUCAGCACAUUCAGUAAAGACACAGGUGAACUUGCUUCAUCAUUUUUGGAAUUUAUGCGGCAGAUUCUUAACUCUGACACAAUGGGAUGUUGUGGAGAUGAUAGUGGUCUCAUGGAAGUAGAGGGAGCUCAUCCAUCACGGACGAUGAGUAUUAAUGCUGCAGAGUUAAAACAGCUUCUACAAAGCAAAGAAGAAAGUCCAGAAAAUUUGUUCCUUGAACUAGAGAAGCUUGUUUUGGAACAUUCCAAAGAGGAUGACAAUCUGGACUCUCUGUUGGACAGCGUUGUUGGGCUGAAGCAGAUGCUAGAGUCUUCUGGUGAUCCUUUACCUCUCGGGGACCAGGAUGUAGAACCAAUACUUUCAGCUCCGGAAUCUCUCCAAAAUCUGUUCAAUAAUAGGACUGCAUAUGUACUCGCUGAUGUCAUGGACGAUCAGUUGAAAUCUAUGUGGUUUACUCCAUUUCAGGCUGAAGAGAUUGAUACAGAUCUGGAUUUGGUAAAAGUUGACUUAAUUGAGCUUUCUGAAAAGUGCUGCAGCGACUUUGACUUGCACUCCGAAUUAGAGCGCUCCUUUUUGUCAGAACCGUCAUCUCCAGGAAGAACCAAGACAACAAAAGGGUUCAAGCUGGGGAAGCACAAGCACGAGACCUUCAUAACAUCGAGCGGAAAAUCAGAAUAUAUCGAGCCUGCCAAACGCGCCCACGUGGUGCCACCGCCGCGGGGAAGGGGCAGAGGAGGCUUUGGGCAGGGCGUGCGGCCCCACGACAUCUUCCGGCAGCGGAAGCAGAACACGAGCAGGCCCCCCUCCAUGCACGUGGACGACUUUGUGGCGGCCGAGAGUAAAGAAGUGGUCCCGCAGGACGGAAUCCCGCCUCCCAAGCGGCCGCUCAAAGUCUCGCAGAAGAUCUCUUCUCGCGGUGGCUUCUCAGGCAAUCGAGGAGGACGGGGGGCCUUCCACAGCCAGAAUAGGUUCUUCACUCCGCCUGCCUCGAAAGGGAAUUACAGUCGUCGGGAAGGAACUCGAGGCUCCAGUUGGAGUGCUCAGAAUACUCCUCGAGGAACUUACAGCGAAAGUCGUGGAGGCCAGAGCAAUUUUAACAGGGGCCCUCUCCCACCAUUGCGACCGCUCAGUUCUACAGGCUACCGCCCGAGCCCUCGCGACCGAGCGUCCAGGGGCCGAGGGGGACUCGGACCUUCGUGGGCAAGUGCAAACAGCGGCAGCGGCGGCUCCCGGGGAAAGUUCGUCAGCGGCGGCAGCGGCCGAGGCCGGCACGUGCGCUCCUUCACGCGAUGAGAUGAGAGGACUCGAGCACGUCUUGGCCGAGACCAACGAAUGGUUCAGGAGGACAAUAAAAUAAGACCUUGAAGGACCAAUUUAGACUUAGCAAUUACCUGGAGACAUCUGAGAGAAUAUUUUUAUCUGAAGAAAGCCGAUUUUGUUUGAUACCUAACACAAGAUUUCAAUAAAUAUCCAAACUUUGUAUGUAAGUUUCUCUGUUUUUUCCCCCAUAUGUGACUAUUUAAAAAAUUUUUUUUUUUUACUUAGCAAAUGUAACAGUGAAAUAACUUCUGUUGUGGUG